CAGUACAUGAACAUAAUGGAGGACCUAUCGGUACGAUCACAAUUACUGUCGGCAGCAUCGACCCGCAGCGCCGCUGACUGGUUAAGUGCCGCCCACCACUGCCAGCUCCAGCAGACGACACCCGCCUCCCACCAUUGCCUGCAGUCUUGCAGCAAUCAUCAGGAAAUGGCAGGCAUAUAUAUUAUACUGCUCUUAGGAUGCCUGGGGACUUGUAUGGGUACUGGUGUUGCACACGGUACAGAGAAUGAAGGGGAAGGUGAGUCCAAGAGUCCUAUUGUUAAUUACACAGGGCAGCACUUUGUAACAGAGAAACAGGGCUUCUACAUCCAGUGCAACCUCACCCUCUUCAACCAGCUCAAGUGGACUCACGAUGGCAAACCCAUAUUGACAGGGGAGGGGGGGUAUUCGAUUGAAGAAGCCACAAGUCCUCAAGGUUUCAAAGGGAGUCGCUUGUCUGUGGAAAAUGCUCAUAUGUACCACGCAGGGGAGUACAAGUGCACAACCUUCAGUCAACGAUCACAUACAAUAUAUGUUCUAAGUGCUGAUUUAUUUAGCAGUGACUUAAUCCACUGGAUUACUCCAGGCCACCUCUUCAAGCUGUCAUGUAAUAUGACCAAUGAUGACAGCACUAACUUUACCCUAGACUGGUUUAGAGAUGAUGAGAAGUUAGAAAGCAAUGACCACAUCAAGAUCAUCACAGCUAAUUCAUCUUUAAUCAUCAAUGAUCCCACAAAGGAUGAUUCUGGCAUUUAUAGAUGCCAGACCAGAGCAGGCAUUCCUAAAGACAAUCCUCUUGUCAAAAAUUUUACUGUCAUUUAUUUUACUAUUAGAAAAAUGACAAAAUCUAUUGUUGUCACUGACCAAGAAGAACUUUCCCUAGAGUGCCCUGUGGAUGGAAAACCAUUCCCUAAAAUUGUUUGGAGGAAAGAUUCAGUAUCCCUCUUGGAAAUGAAGGCCAAUGACUCACGGAUCAAUUUCGCUACCAAUGAGAAUGAAGUCCCUAAUGCUAAGCUUAUCAUCAGUAAAGUUGAUUCAAAUGACCGUGGUAACUACACAUGCAAUGUAACUACCCCCUUUGGCAGCUAUGAAGUCUUUACCUACGUCAGAGUUAAAGACAUCUAUGCAGCAUUGUGGCCAUUCCUUGGUAUUCUAGUGGAGGUGCUCCUGCUUGGAAUUAUUAUAUUCAUCUUUGAGAAGCGCCGUGCUAAGGCAGAAUUUGAGGAAUCUGACACUGACCAGGGGAAUGACCAGAAAAACACCGAUCACCACAAGGAUUCUGUCCGUCAGCGAAAGUAAGUAAAACGUUGCAAAUGACAACUAACUAAAUUUGUUGCCAUUUGAAAUGAACAGAAAAGGGACAUUUGCAGUGGAAAUAAGUCAUUGUUAAUGAUGACAGAUGAUUAAAGAUGUAAAUGAAAUCAUGAUUGACUGGGAGAUUUAAGCCAUAAUACAGAUUGUGAUUCAGCAUUUUAGAAAACAUAUUAGCAAAUAUCCAGAUAUCCAUGAAAAGGAAAUACUUAUGGUUGGCAUAAUACAUCAAUGAAAAGUUCAUAACAUUAUUACAAAAUAUUUUGAAUAUGAGAAUAUGAUAACAUUUAUUUAUUAAGGUCCAACUUUAUAGUUGACUUUUAUCCUCCAGUCAUAAUUCUUCAUUUUUUACUAUGAUUAUGUGGCACACCAAUUUUCCUAUGAAAACUGAUUUUUGCAUUUUGACAAGUAAUACAAUGCUUACUUUAUCAGAGCUUAUUCAUAAUUGCUCAGAAUGUUUUUAACCCAGGCAUUUCUUGCUGCUUGAUUGAUUAUUCAUUGUGCUAUAGUUGCAGAUAUGUUUUAUCCUUGAAGGUUUCUGUAAUUGAUUGCUUUUAGAGUUUAGCUUCCUACAUAUUUUUGUUGCAUUGCCUGUCUGAAAUAGACAUGUAUUUGUGUAAAUCCCUGUGUGUUACAGCUAUCAGGGAAAGUUUGUGUUUGUAAGUAGUUUAUGUAUGUUUACAUACAUACAUUUAGAUAAAAGUUUAGAGGAAUGAUAUAUUCAUUGUUUCCUAGUUCUGUUUAAAUUAUCAAUUCAGGUUUAUAUAUAUAUAUAUAUAUAUAUAUAUAUAUAUAUAUAUAUAUAUAUAUAUAUAUAUAUAUAUAUAUAUAUAUAUAUAUAUAUAUAUAUAUAUAUAUAUUUCAGAGAUAUACCUUAUCAUACACAAAUUUCCUACUUAAAAUUUUUUAACCUAGUUUAUAAUUUACAAAACUCAAGUUCUAAUGUACUGGCUUGUGAGAAAAUUUGUUUUCUUAUUAUUGAUAGUGAGUAACCAGUUAUGAUAUUGCCUUAAAAACAGGAUAUAUUAUGGCAAAGGCAGUAAUGUGCAGUGUCCUGUUUUUAAUGUUUUUUGAUUACUUUCGUUCACAGAUAACUAAGAACUGUCAGCCAAGAAACAUGUUAAUGUGUUAUUUUAGAUACUAAUGCUUUCCAUCUUAAUUGAAUUAGGAAUCACUUGACUUUAUGAGAUUCAUGAAAUAAAUUAUGGACAAUGUUAUGUGUAUUGUAGAUUUAUCCAACUUGUUUUAGGUAAUCUAAUAGAUUCUCUCUCUCUCUCUCUCUCUCUCUCUCUCUCUCUCUCUCUCUCUCUCUCUCUCUCUCUCUCUCUCUCUCUCUCUCUCUCUCUCUCUCUCUCUCUCUCUCUCUCUCUCUCUCUCUCUCUCUCUCUCUCUCUUCUUCCUAACAGAUGUUUAAUUUUUUAAUGUUUUCAUGUAAAAUGAUUAUAUAUGAAUAUUUUAGUAUAAAUUGAAUUCUGAAUGUGUGUGUGUGUGUGUGUGUGUGUGUGUGUGUGUGUGUGUGUGUGUGUGUGUGUGUGUGUGUGUGGUGUAAUUUAACAUACUUGUAUUUUCUAUUGUCUAAAUUCCGAUGGAUGGUCUUACACAUUCAUUGAAACCCACAGAUAAUGACAAAUUGAGGAAAGAGUUGGUUUCUACCUGACACGGUGGACUGGCAAGGUCUCUCCCUUGGUGGGAGGUUAGCCUCAUAAAAGAGUGGUGAGGUCUCUCCAUUCCUCUCUGCCUGUUCGUUAUGAACAGCAUUGAGUGCAUUGUUACUUCAAUUCCUCUGGCUCUGCACUUCAACAGAUCUGUUUUCAGGACUAUUUCACUAGGUUAGUGUUUGCUCUCUGAUAUGGUUAUAAGAAAGUUCUCGUAUAAGUAGGUUAUCUGAAUGGCUUGCUUCUAACACUGAAAUCAGAUUAAAAAGUCAUAAUCAUUUGUCAUACAUUAAAAAAAAAAAGGAUAAAGUCAUUGUAGUGAAAAAAAGGGAAUAAUGAAACACUGAUUUGACUAGGUAAAGGUCACACAUUGCAACUUGAAUUGUGAUUUUUUUUUUUUCACCUUUUUGUCCAUAUAUUGGAACAAACUACUUUUUAUUAUUUUUUUUUAUUUCAUGUCUUAUUAAAGAUGACUGACGAUAAUAAUGAUAAAUGAUAAUAAAUACAUAUACUUACAAGAGAUAAGUUUUAAAAUCAAUCAGUGUAGCAAGUAUUUUUAAUUAGGUAUAUGUAAAUUAUUUUAUGAUUGAACGAAAAGUAACAAGUAUAAAAGGAAAUGCAGGGUUAUGUUUUGUAAAUAAGGAUAAAGUCAUUAUUGUAUUUAUAACUGUACAUUGUCACAGUGGAUAUCAAUGUUUUAUGAAAGUGAUUUGAAAAAUAUGAAUUAUUUGGUUGUGGAGCAUUUGUGGAAGAGUGAUUGCAAAAUGUAGUCAGAAAGCCUUGGGGAGUAGUUCAAGAUGAAUAUAUGAGUAAAAAAUCAUUAGAGAAGCUAUUAUUUCAAUAAAAGUGGGUAUUUUUUCUGUGAAUUUGAUAAAAGAGAAAGAAGAUAAAAUAUACAACAUAUGAUUAUCUAUACAAUUCCAUGCAUUGUUUCAACACAAACUAAAAUAAUGUUAUAACUGGCUGAUUUUCUAUUCUUAAUUGUAUUUUUAUUGAAUACAUAAGAUCCGGAAGAUUAUCAUCAGCAGUUUGAGCUUGAAAAAAAAUGUGAUGCAAACAACUUUUUAUUAUUGUAAAUAAACCUGAAAGCAUAAAGAUUAGCUUAAUAUUAGUUUUGCAACACCCCAUUUAGCUACUAAGCACUAUUUAGUGCAAAUGAUUGGCAGAAUGUUUUGACAUCACAACUGAGUUUUACACACCAAUCUGAGUUCUGAAAAAGCACAAACAAAGGCAUUAAUUAAGACCCAUGAUAAACAGAGUUGCUUUGAGUGAUAAGGACCAGCAAUAACCAUCAGAACCAAAACUGCAACUUUCGAGCUUUUUCCCAUUAGAAAUUAUAUUGAUCAGGAAAAGCCGUAUAAUACAUAACAUCAUCUUUUAUAUGACUGAAACUGAAGAAAAGAAAACUUUCCCUCAAUUUGAAUUAUAUAUAUAUAUAUAUAUAUAUAUAUAUAUAUAUAUAUAUAUAUAUAUAUAUAUAUAUAUAUAUAUAUAUAUAUAUAUAUAUAUAUAUAUAUAUAUAUAUAUAUAUAUAUAUAUAUAUAUAAUCAUGUCCUCUUUAUGCCCAAGUGAAAAGUUUUAAAAUUACAAACACUAUGAUGAUGUAACUAGUAUCAUGUAUUUUCAGGUAAUCAGUAGUUGGUAGGAAACAGGAGUGAUGAUGGUAUAAAAAUCCAUUAUGUCUUUGUUGUGUGACUGCGUGUGAUAUAUAUAUAUAUAUAUAUAUAUAUAUAUAUAUAUAUAUAUAUAUAUAUAUAUAUAUAUAUAUAUAUAUAUAUAUAUAUAUAUAUAUAUAUAUAUAUAUAUAUAUAUAUAUAUAUAUAUAUUGUAUUCACAGUUUUAAGUGUGGAAAUUUCAUGAGACCAUAUUUUCUAAGUGAUAAUAUAAUACUAUCAAUAGCUAAAAUUUUAUUUACUAUGUAGUUAAAUAUAUGAGUAGAUGCAUGUGAAAAGUCAUAGCAAUGUACUUAUAAAACUGGAGAUAUAUGAUAGUGUGGAAAAUGUGAAGUGAUUUCUAUUGAACUCUAUGAUAAACAAAACUUACAUAUAUGAAAUAUCUUGUGUGUGUGUGUGUGUGUGUGUGUGUGUGUGUGUGUGUGUGUGUGUGUGUGUGUGUGUGUGUGUGUGUGUGUGUGUGUGUGU
Molecule: messenger RNA, 5104 nt
Organism: Scylla paramamosain (green mud crab)
Lineage: Eukaryota; Metazoa; Arthropoda; Malacostraca; Decapoda; Portunidae
Product: neuroplastin-like
Exons: 9
Coding region: 7-1296 (429 amino acids)
Biological process (GO): homophilic cell-cell adhesion; axon guidance; dendrite self-avoidance
Cellular component (GO): plasma membrane; axon
Molecular function (GO): cell-cell adhesion mediator activity
Source: RefSeq, a predicted model, not a curated record